This is a messenger RNA of Anopheles cruzii, 2019 nucleotides long. RefSeq names its product angiotensin-converting enzyme-like. Gene Ontology annotation, molecular function: peptidyl-dipeptidase activity; metallopeptidase activity. The coding region runs from base 22 to 2019 and encodes 665 amino acids. The transcript has 3 exons. Gene Ontology annotation, biological process: proteolysis. The record is from RefSeq and is a predicted model, not a curated record. Gene Ontology annotation, cellular component: plasma membrane. NCBI's taxonomy places the organism in Eukaryota, Metazoa, Arthropoda, Insecta, Diptera, Culicidae.
GCGAAAGCGUGGUUCGAACGUAUGAACGCGGAAUUACAAUCGCUGAACCAUGAAGCGGCACAAUACGCUUGGGAUCUAAGCACACCAGGACACGGCGAUGACUCCCACGGCGAGGAAGCGUUCACGCUCGAGAGCAUGGUCCAAUUAGCUCAGCGCAAGUCGAUGUGGCUGUACCAUAGCUGCGAGGAAGGCAGUAACUACCGGCAGUACGGGUGGCCGUACGAUCGGGCCUACUAUUUGCUGUGCCGUGGUGCACGAAACACUCACCAGGAACUAAGCGAAAUGGCCCGAUUGAGCGCGUUCAUCCAACGCAUCUACACCGAGACUGAAGUCUGCAUUCCGGCCGACUGUGGCGCAGGCAACCGUCACCACCAGAUACCGGAUGGUGACUUUUUGUCGAGCAACACCUUCGUGCGCCAUCCAGGACUACCGGUUACACAGUUGAACCUAUCGUCCGUCGGCCUUUACACCGCCCGGCUUGUCACCGGCAUGACGAAAUUGACCUGUUUUCACGGUGAACCCGAUCUCGAGCGGCUUAUGUUGGGCGGUGUGCAUCCGUGCGGUAUCGAGGAAGAAGCCGCCAUUCUGCGGUGGGCCUGGGAAUCGUGGCGAAUGGCCGUCGGGCCUCCGAUGCGCCAACCGUACGCCAAACUGAUCGGUCUCAUGAAUGCCGGGUGCCUGCGUGGGGCAAAUCAGCGUGACGUGGGGGCCUGUUGGCGCGAGGAACUCGAAAUACCGGACCUACGGCUGCAGGUUCACCAGCUGUGGCAGGAAGUGAAACCGUUCUACCAGAAACUUCACGCCGUGGUGCGUUACUUCGUGCGGCAACGGUAUCCUGGCGAGGCGAGGCGCAUCGAUGAGACCGGUCUCGUGCCGGCCCACCUUCUCGGAGGCAUGUGGAGUCACAGCUGGAUCUCGUACGGUCCGCACAUCAUCCCGCACGCGGUCGACAUCGAUCGGCAGUUUGCGAGUGCCAACUGGUCCGCUGCGGAUCUUGUGCGCCGGGCGGAGGACAUUUACGCGUCGAUGGGUUUGGAGCGUAUGAGCAAUGCGUUCUGGAAACACAGUCUCAUUGGAAAUGCGACCACUGCGAUCAAGUGCCACGGUACGGCUGCCAACAUGUUUAGCGGCGACGACUACCGAAUGAUUGUGUGCCCGGCGAACGCCGCCACGGCCGUGCAGGAUUUCUACGUCGCCGUGCACGAGACGGGUCACAUCGUGUACUACAUGGAAGCGGCCGCCAAACAGCCGACCAUCUUUCGCGACGGAACCACAGCCGCCUUCCAGGAAGCGUUCGGUGACGCCAUCUACCUGGCAGCCAUGACACCGCAGCAUCUGGUGCGUUUGGGUUUGCUCGAUUCGAAGCACAUGGCGCCCCCUCGGUCGGACCUCGUUGGCGGUGGAAGUGGACUCAACUCGUUCGACUAUGCGUUUCUGCUGCGGAUGGCAUUGGCGAAGGUGCCGACCAUCCCGUUCGAGUACCUGAUGGACCUGUACCGGUGGGAUCUGUUCGACGGAAGCGUCGACUAUCGGCGCGAUGCGAACGGAUACUUUUGGUACCUGCUCGAACACGAACAGGGUAUUCGUGCUCCGCCGAGUGAGGCCGGUGAACGGCAGAGCGCGCGCGAUGAACUGUUCGAUGCCGGUGCCGGGUAUCACCUGUCGGAUAAUACGCCCUUUGUGCGCUACUUUUUGGCCAGCUUUCUCAGCUACCAGAUCUACGAGGGACUGUGCCGGAGCGCACUGUACGGAACGACGGGCAACACGGAUCCGAACGCAAACGAGAUCCCGAUGCCGCUACACCGUUGCGAUCUGUACGGUUCGAAGAAGGCGGGCAAAAGUGUGCGCCAAGCGUUGGGCCUCGGUGCCUCUGUCCACUGGACGGACGUGCUGGAGGAGCUGACCGGGAAGGAGGACAUUUCGGCGGGCAGCAUGCUUAGGUAUUAUGCCCCGUUGAUCGAACUGCUGGACCAGUUCAUCGACCAGCACCAGCUCGUUGUAGGCUGGAUGGCGGAUUAA